Medioppia subpectinata is the source of this 834-nucleotide messenger RNA. The record is from the annotation of a GenBank genome assembly. NCBI's taxonomy places the organism in Eukaryota, Metazoa, Arthropoda, Arachnida, Sarcoptiformes, Oppiidae.
AUGGGUUGUUGUACUUCGAGUGCCAAAAGUAAUCUAAAGCCUUUACGGAUGGGAUCACCUCUACAGGUGGCGCAGACCAUGAAGAUGACUAAAAGUGGUCACGGAAUCAAUGCAAAAGUGGUCAGAAGACCAAUGAGUCAGAAAGAGGCCGAGAAGAUAGCCCGCGACCCCAACAGCGGCCCAGACUUUCAACUGGUGUUCAAUCCUCCGCUCAGUAUUUGCCAUAAAUUGACAAAAUAUGUGUAUUUGUCGGGAAUCGCGGCUCUGACUAAAGAAAACCUCGAGCAUCUGGGCAUCACUUUAAUCAUAAACGCCACUUACGAGUGGCCUAAUGUCGAGCCCGAAGGCAUCACCUGUUAUAGAGUUCCGUUGGACGACUCAGAAGGCGACGACAUCUCCAUCUACUUCGACGACGUGUCCGAUAAGAUCGAGGAAAACGCUCAAAACGGAGGCAAGACUUUAGUGCACUUGCACUGUAUGGCCGGCGCGAGUCGAUCGACAACUCUUGUAUUGGCAUAUCUGGUAAAAUACGAGAGAAUUGCGCUCAAGAAUGCCUUCAUAUCAGUGAAGAAGCGAAGAGAGACCGCCAGACCUAAUGUCGGCUUUUGGGACCAACUCAUCAAAUAUGAGAUUAAGAUCAGAGGCGUUGCGUCCGUCAAAAUGAUUACCAAAAAAGUGGACGGCUUUGACAUUAUUUAUCCCGAUUUCUAUGAGAAGGAGUUCCAGGCGUUGAGAGACAGAGAAAUUAACAAACAGCUCAAUGAACUGAAAGAAAAGCUCAAUAAUCCUAAUGUUAAGUCUAAAUAUAAGGGUCAGACUAAUGCUUAUGAAUAG